Molecule: messenger RNA, 825 nt
Organism: Microthlaspi erraticum
Lineage: Eukaryota; Viridiplantae; Streptophyta; Magnoliopsida; Brassicales; Brassicaceae
Source: the annotation of a GenBank genome assembly
AUGCAAAUGGUCAAGGAUGUUCUAGCCAACAGUGAUAAAGUUUCAGAGGUCCUACAAGAGUCUACUCAUCAGUUCAACCUGCUUACUUCACCCACCUUCCUACCAAAGGUCAAGGAUCAAGGGAAAUUCACUCUCCCUUGCACACUUGGGCAUCUUGAGAUUGACAAUGCCUUAGUGGAUUCUGGAGCAAGCAUCAAUCUGAUCUCUCUCUCCAUGGCAGAGAAGCUAGGCAUAGCUGGAGCCUUGCAGCGCCCUACUACUUCAAUCAUGUUUGGAGAUGCAACUUCUAAGUCUCCUCUUGGAGUGUUCAAGAACUAUCACUUGAAAAUUGGAGAAUGCAUCAUCCAAACUGAUCUCACUGUGAUGGAAAUGGAAGAAGAGAAGGAUUUGCCUCUGUUAUUGGGAACCCCUUUCCUUAGUACAGUUGGCGCUUCAAUAGACUUUCACAAGCAAGAAGUGAUCCUUCACAAGGUGAAUAGUUUGGUGUCAUAUCGCUUGCAGCCUAGAGGUUCAGACUUUUGUGCCACAAUUGACAGUACCAAUCUCAGUUCUAAGAGUCAUGGAGCUACAAAGGUUGUGAAGGAAAGGGUUGACAAGGAACCAAGAGUUGGGAAGGAUAAGGAUGAGAGAGGACCAAGGAUUGAGAAGCCACGUCUUGAGAGGGCUAGAGUUGAGAAACCACGAUCUGAUAGGCCAAGAGCUGAGAGACUUGUUCAAGCCCCUUGUGUGCUUGAUGAAGAGAGCCUUCAAGCUUUGUUUGAUGAGCCACUAGGAAGGGCUCUAAAAGAAGGGGAGGAUGCAGCCUCUAAGGCAAGACCAGGAUAA